GACCCGACGAUCGAUCUGGGCCCGUCGUCGCCAGUAGUAAAAGGCAGCAGGAAAAACGAUGGAAACGGACCGAAAACCCGCGACCAGCGCUGAUCCUACAAGUUCGUUACACCUUCCUUAGCAGACACUGGAACUGGUAGGCGGGCGACGAGGUUUGCAAAACGCACGCGGCCGUUCCCCUCUUCCUCCGCUCGGUUUCCGCACGUGCUCCACGCUGCCCGUAGAAAUAGACCUCCCCUUCCCUCCCAUCGCCCUAUCCUGCAGACGCAUAAAUCUCUCCUCGACAGGCACACAAACACGCCAUCACGAUUCCCAUUCCCUGCACUGCAAUUCCUCACAGACUGACCGAAUCCCAACCGUGGCCAUGACGACGAAGCAGCUGAGGCGGGUGCGCACGCUGGGCCGCGGCGCGUCGGGCGCCGUGGUGUGGCUGGCCUCCGACGAGGCCUCGGGCGAGCUGGUGGCGGUGAAGUCGGCGCGCGCAGCGGGUGCCGCGGCGCAGCUGCGGCGCGAGGGCCGCGUCCUGCGGGGCCUCUCGUCGCCGCACAUCGUGCCGUGCGUCGGCGCCCGCGCGGCGGCGGGCGGCGAGUACCAGCUCCUCCUGGAGUUCGCGCCCGGCGGGUCGCUCGCCGACGCGGCCGCCAGGGGAGGGGGCCGGCUGGCGGAGCGCGACAUCCGCGCCUACGCGGGGGACGUGGCGCGCGCGCUGGCGUACCUGCACGGGCGGUCGCUGGUGCACGGGGACGUCAAGGCCCGGAACGUGGUGGUCGGCGGCGACGGCCGCGCCAGGCUGACCGACUUCGGGUGCGCGCGCCCCGCCGCCGCCGGGUCGGCGCGCCCGUUCGGGGGCACCCCGGCGUUCAUGGCCCCCGAGGUGGCGCGCGGGGAGGGCCAGGGCCCCGCCGCCGACGUCUGGGCGCUCGGGUGCACCGUCGUCGAGCUGGCCACGGGCCGCGCGCCGUGGGGCGACGCCGACGGCCUCCUCGCCGCGGUCCACCGGAUCGGGUACACGGACGACGUGCCGGAGGCGCCCGCGUGGAUGUCGGCGGACGCCAGGGACUUCCUGGCGCGCUGCUUCGAGAGGCGCGCCGCCGCCCGCCCCACGGCCGCGCAGCUCCUGGCGCACCCGUUCGUCGCCGACCUCGACGCGCGGCCGAAGCGGCAGGAGGAGGGGCUCCCGUCCCCCAAGAGCACGCUGCAGCAGGACGCGUUCUGGGACUCGGACACCGACGACGAAGCGGACGAGGUGGCGACGGGCGCGGCCGAGAGGAUCGGGGCGCUGGCGUGCGCCGCCUCCGCGCUGCCCGACUGGGACUCCGACCUCCAGGACGGAUGGAUCGACCUCCAGCACGACCGCCCGGGAACCGCCGGCGCCCCGCAGGCAGCGACGACGGAGGCGGCCGCCGCCGUCGCGGACUGCUUCGUCUGGGCGGAGCUGCCAGAUGCAGAGGUGGAGCAACUCGUCGCCACCGCCGCAGAUGCCAGCAGCAGCGGCCAUGGCCACCUACGUCGUCUCCCGCGCAUUGCAGGAGUGGUAGCUGUAGCUGGUGCCACGACCACCAUUGAGCAGGGCAGCUACUUGCCUAUGCAUUCAGGCGUCCACGAAAAGAAGAAAAAUCCACGCCCGUUCGAUCACGGUGACGACGGGAUAGAAAAUGCGGGAUCCCACCGCGCUUGUAACAUGAACAGAGCAAUAACAAUGAAACGAAUUUCGUUUAAAAAAAAUUCCUUCUGGUUCGUUGGCACACACCGUACUACACUACACAUGAUGCCCAAGGCCUAACGUGCGAUCAGCCGGACAGCUAGAA
Zea mays is the source of this 1808-nucleotide messenger RNA. Its product is annotated as mitogen-activated protein kinase kinase kinase 17. The coding region runs from base 365 to 1783 and encodes 472 amino acids. The transcript has a single exon. Gene Ontology annotation, biological process: signal transduction; protein phosphorylation. Lineage: Eukaryota; Viridiplantae; Streptophyta; Magnoliopsida; Poales; Poaceae. The record is from RefSeq and is a predicted model, not a curated record. Gene Ontology annotation, molecular function: ATP binding; protein kinase activity.